This is a messenger RNA of Thalassophryne amazonica, 3809 nucleotides long. RefSeq names its product potassium voltage-gated channel subfamily H member 3-like. The record is from RefSeq and is a predicted model, not a curated record. Gene Ontology annotation, biological process: regulation of membrane potential; potassium ion transmembrane transport. Lineage: Eukaryota; Metazoa; Chordata; Actinopteri; Batrachoidiformes; Batrachoididae. The transcript has 16 exons. Bases 140 to 3637 code for a protein of 1165 amino acids. Gene Ontology annotation, molecular function: voltage-gated potassium channel activity. Gene Ontology annotation, cellular component: membrane.
GCUUGGCGCCCUCCUCCAAGGCUUGGGGGGAAGCGCCAGGAAGCUCGUCCAGAUUCCUGCCGGGCUUUGUGUCCCACGGCGGCCGCGGACAGCCACGCGCCAGAGCGCCGCGAGAAACGCGGCUCGACGCGCUCACCGGAUGCCGGUGAUGCGCGGUCUGAUCGCGCCACAGAACACCUUCCUGGACACCAUCGCCACGCGUUUCGACGGAACCCACAGUAACUUUGUCUUGGGAAAUGCCCAGGUCCAGUCGCUCUAUCCCAUCGUCUAUUGCUCAGAUGGCUUCUGUGAACUGACCGGCUUCGCCCGUGGAGAGCUGAUGCAGAAAAGUUGCAUGUGUCAUUUCCUAUAUGGCAGCGAGACCAGUGACUGCCUCACGACACAGAUGCAGAAUGCCCUGGAUGAACGGAGGGAGUUUAAGACUGAAAUCAUCCUGUACAAGAAGGGUGGUUUCAGGUUCUGGUGCCUGCUUGACAUCGUACCCAUAAAGAAUGAGAAGAGUGAAGUGGUUCUGUUCCUGGUCUCACAGAAAGACAUCACAGAAAAUAAGAAGUACCUGGACCAUGGCAAUGAAUCUGACACUGAUGAGGAAAUCAGUUUGGAGAUCCACCCAGUCACUUGUCCUCCAGGCUUCUCGAUGGAGCGCCGUCAUAGCCGGGCUGUUCUCUACCAGCUGUCUGGACAUCUCCAAAAACAGAACAAGACCAAAAGCAAACUCAAGAUCAACAAUAGUGUUCUUGGAGCCAAUGCGAACCCGGUUCCAGAAUACAAGGUGGCAGACAUCCAGAAAUCCUGUUUCAUCCUCCUCCACUACGGCACUUUCAAGGCUGGCUGGGAUUGGCUGAUCUUGUUGGCCACCUUCUAUGUAGCCAUCACGGUUCCCUACAACGUGUGUUUCACUGCUGUGGAGAUCCGAGAGGACGGCGGCUCGGCAGCACGUAACCCUCCAAGUGUCAGCGACAUCUUGGUGGAGAUCCUCUUUAUUAUUGACAUCGUACUGAACUUUCGAACCACUUACGUGAGUACGUCUGGUCAGGUUGUGUACGAUGCCCGCUCCAUAUGCAUUCACUACGUCACAUCCUGGCUGUUUGUGGAUCUGAUCGCAGCCUUGCCCUUUGACCUACUCUAUGCCUUCAACAUCAGUGUGAACUUUGGCGUUCAUCUGCUGAAGACGGUGCGCCUACUGCGGCUGUUGCGCCUCCUACAGAAGCUGGAUCGCUACUCCCAGUACAGUGCUGUGGUCCUCACACUGCUUAUGUCCACGUUCGCCCUGCUGGCACACUGGAUGGCCUGUGUCUGGUACUUCAUAGGACGCAGUGAGAUCCAUAGCAAUAGCCCCACCUCCUGGGACGUAGGAUGGCUCCAUGAACUGGCUAAACGCUUAGGAACACCAUACUUCCUGGCACCACUGGCCUCUCUCUUGGGAGCCUCAGAUAUUCCUCAAAGUACUGGGACAGAAGGCCUCAUUAACUACAGCCAUUUGAAUGCCUCUGGGUUGGAGCCAUUGCAUGGAAUGGGGUUGCUUGGUUCUGUCCACUGGAACAGCAACAAGACAAGAGCAAGGCAGUUGAAUACCUCUGGGAUGAGUUUGAGUGGAGGUCCAUCAGUCAGGAGCUCCUAUGUGACAUCACUCUACUUUGCUCUAAGCAGUUUGACCAGCGUGGGCUUCGGUAACGUUUCAGCCAACACAGAUUCUGAAAAGAUCUUCUCCAUCUGCACCAUGCUUAUUGGAGCCUUAAUGCAUGCUGUGGUGUUUGGAAAUGUCACUGCCAUAAUCCAGAGGAUGUACUCUCGCCGAUCGCUCUACCAUACUCGUACUAAAGACCUGAAGGACUUCAUCCGGGUGCACAGACUCCCCAAGGCCCUAGAGCAGCGCAUGAUGGAAUGUUUCCAGACAACCUGGUCUGUCAACAAUGGCAUUGACGUCAGCGAGCUGCUGAAGGACUUUCCGGAUGAGUUGAGGGCUGACAUUGCCAUGCAUCUAAACAAAGAGCUGUUGCAACUGCCACUCUUUGAGUCAGCCAGCAGAGGGUGUCUGCGUUCACUCUCCCUAAUCAUCAAGACCUCUUUUUGUGCUCCUGGAGAGUUUCUCAUCAGACAAGGCGAUGCCCUCCAGGCUAUCUACUUUGUAUGCUCUGGCUCCAUGGAAGUACUGAAGGACAACACGGUGCUGGCAAUUCUUGGUAGAGGUGACCUGAUUGGCUCUGACUAUCUUACCCAGGAAGAAGUAAUCAAGACCAAUGCCUGUGUGAAGGCUUUGACAUAUUGUGACCUGCAAUACAUCAGCCUCAAAGGGCUCCGUGAGGUGCUCUGCCUCUAUCCUGACUACGCCCAGAGGUUCAUCACUGAAAUCCAGCAUGAUCUGACCUACAACCUCCGUGAAGGGCACAGCACUGAGGCAGAAUGUGAGAGCAACGGUGGUAUUGUAAAGAAGCUUCCCUCAAUCAAAGAGGAUGAGGAGGGUUCAGGGUCUGAGGAUGAGCAUUCACCUCUUCCUGCAAUGCCUCCUCUCAGCAGGAUGGGCCAUGGCCUGCGCUACCCCCUGCGCUCCGCCCUGCGCUCCCCUCUGCGUUCCCCGCUGUUACCGCCAAGACUCUUUCGGCCAGUGAGUGAUUGCAAUCAGUCCUCCAGCCUGAGGAUCCCUGUGGUCAGCUUCAGCUGCCUACAGCCAGACCUUGGGGCAAGGUUUGUGGAUGGGAUCGAGACAGGAAUCCAAAGUGGGUCAGAUGAGAAGUUUGGCUUUUCUUCCAGUGCAACUCAGAGUUUCCUGCCCAGCCACGAAUCAGAAGCUCACAAGAACGAUGACACCAUGCGGAGCAUAGUUAAGCUACAACAUGAGAUGAGCAUGCUUUCCCGUCAGAUAACAUCAGUGAGUCAAGAGCUGCAAGAAAUGACUCGUCUUCUCAAACCACUCUUCCGUACUUCCUCCGUGCUCCUGAUACCUGCUGCUGAGACUCCACCUCCCAGCAUGUCUUCAAGCGGCUAUUCCCCACCCCCACCCUUUCCAACCCAAAAUGCACCCUGUGUCUGUUCAGAGAAUCACACUCCCCAGUCUGUCCUUCCCUCUGAGCAAUUGUCCCCGCAGCCUAAAAUGAUGGAGGCAUUUGAUGUUUGCAGCAGCACAAAGAUUGACCAGAACUUACCAUCUUUAACAUCUCAAACCCUCACCUCACAUAACAUUGCAAGUCUGUCUCAUAGCGGUGCCACACUCCCGGACUGUCAUUACUCAGCUCCUCCGUCACUCAACAGUUCUCCCCCUGAUCACACCACAGUGCCACAUUCUCACUCUUCCAUCCCAUCUCUCUCCACAUUCUCCUCAUUGAACCAUCUGUCAGCACUUACACCCCUGUUGGCAGACAUAACGAGACCUGGCAGUCUGAAUCCCAGCUCAUCUCUCUUCUCAGUGUCCACUCCAGCUUCCACCCUCAACACUCUCAGCCCAAUCCCCAGACCUCUACCCAACAUCAUCUACAGAUUCCCUCACAGCCCCAACUUCAUCAUCCAUCCCUGUCCCAUCUCCACACACCGAGCAUUGGUAUCACACCCUUGGCAACAACUCCUGAACCUGCAGCAGGUGGACUGUGAUGAGUACCCUGCCCAGCUGAAUUUCAUCAGUGAAGGACAGUCCUCAGUUUGAAUAGGAAACACUGUGACACCAGCACAGGACUGACAUUCAACAGGCAUGCUGCACAGCGUACUGCAUGACAUUUGCUCAGACUUUGGCAUGGAACAUGUAAAUACAAUGAUUUUCUGUUAUGACCAUUUGCACAAGUUGUGAACAAUUACAUAAUUGGAAAUAAAGGUUUGAC